AAAAUACAAUACGCGAGAUGGACCAUAAACCAACACAAUAUACCAAGUGCAUCCUUCUUAGUCAAGGGUUGAAUGGUGUGCUGUGGUGGUAUUUAUUGGGCUCGUUAGUUCACGAAAAGAGACUGUACAAAAGGGACUACGAUGUCUUACACUGAGCUGGAGAGUGGUUACCACAGCCUUAAGCAGGCUUCAUCCAGUGAUGGAGAAGGCGGUGCAAUUCAAGCUACCUCCGGCCGGCCCGGAUUCUACGUUGGCGAUGAGGGCGAUCUCGAACCGACUGAUGGGCUCGAUUCAGACGAAUCGUCCAACUCCGGCAAGCAGGUCGUGGUGGCCGUAUGUGCCAUGUCAAAGAAGUCGCAGUCCAAACCGAUGAAGGAGAUAUUGACGCGCCUGCAGGAGUUUGAGUACAUCCGUAUGGUGGUGCUGGGCGAAGAGAUUAUUCUCAAUGAGCCGGUCGACCGCUGGCCGCAGUGCGACUGUCUGAUCUCGUUCCAUUCAAAGGGUUUCCCGCUCGACAAAGCUAUCCAGUACGCUCAGCUGCGUCAGCCUUACGUUAUCAACAAUCUUCACAUGCAGUUUGACAUACAGGACCGUCGCCGUGUCUAUGCAAUCCUUGAACACGAAGGCAUCGAAAUACCGCGCUAUGCCGUACUCGAUCGCGAUUCUCUAGAUCCAAAACAGCACGAGCUGGUCGAGUCGGAGGAUCACGUCGAGGUGAAUGGCAUUGUUUUCAACAAACCGUUCGUCGAGAAACCGGUCUCGGCAGAGGAUCACAAUAUUUACAUCUACUACCCGACAUCGGCUGGUGGUGGCAGUCAACGACUAUUUCGCAAAAUUGGCAGUCGCAGCAGCGUUUACUCGCCCGAGUCUCGCGUCCGAAAGACGGGAUCUUUCAUUUACGAAGACUUUAUGCCCACUGACGGUACGGAUGUGAAGGUGUACACGGUCGGCCCGGACUAUGCGCAUGCCGAAGCGAGAAAGAGCCCAGCUUUGGAUGGGAAGGUUGAACGGGACAGCGAUGGCAAAGAGAUUCGAUACCCUGUGAUCCUGGGCAACGCGGAAAAGCUGAUCUCGCGCAAGGUAUGUCUCGCGUUCAAACAAACCGUUUGUGGGUUUGAUCUGCUCCGAGCCAAUGGUAAAUCGUUCGUGUGCGACGUGAAUGGCUUUAGUUUCGUGAAAAACUCGAACAAGUAUUACGAUGACUGCGCAAAGAUACUCGGCAACAUGAUACUGCGCGAGUUGGCCCCUCAGCUUCACAUACCGUGGUCGGUUCCGUUUCAACUGGACGAUCCGCCAAUUGUACCAACAACGUUUGGCAAGAUGAUGGAACUACGGUGUGUAACUGCCGUCAUCAGACACGGGGACCGCACCCCGAAACAGAAGAUGAAGGUCGAGGUGCGUCAUCAGAAGUUUUUUGAGAUUUUUGAAAAGUACGACGGCUACCGAUUCGGACACAUCAAGCUUAAGCGGCCGAAGCAGCUCCAGGAGAUCCUGGACAUUGCCCGAUCGUUGUUGGCGGAAAUACAGACCAAGGCGGCUGAUUCGGAGAUUGAGGAGAAACAGAGUAAACUGGAGCAGCUCAAAAGCGUGUUGGAAAUGUACGGACACUUUUCCGGUAUCAAUCGUAAAGUGCAAAUGAAAUAUCAACCCAAGGGACGGCCGCGCGGUUCGAGCUCAGACGAUGGUAAACAUGAUUGCAAUGUACCGAAAGAACCUUCACUGGUGCUGAUCCUCAAGUGGGGUGGUGAAUUGACACCGGCCGGCCGCAUCCAGGCAGAAGAAAUGGGCCGUAUCUUUCGGUGCAUGUAUCCAGGGGGCCAGAGCCGGCAGCCAGGCGUAAGCGAAGGACCCGGAACGCAGGGACUUGGUUUGCUCCGGCUGCACUCAACCUUUCGGCAUGACCUCAAGAUCUACGCUUCAGACGAGGGUCGCGUCCAGAUGACAGCAGCAGCUUUCGCCAAGGGUUUGCUAGCGCUCGAGGGUGAGUUAACGCCGAUUCUGGUGCAGAUGGUGAAGAGCGCCAACACGAACGGAUUGCUCGACAAUGAUUGUGAUUCGAGCAAGUACCAGAACAUGGCCAAGUCACGCCUCCACGAGCUUAUGCAGACUGAUCGCGAGUUUACGUCCGAAGAUCGGACCGCCAUCAAUCCAGGUAACGCGAUCAGCAUCAACCUGGCAAUGAAUUUCGUGAAGAACCCGGUACAAUGCUGCUCCCACGUCCACUCGCUGAUUCGUUCGCUGAUGGCGGUCGUGGCGGUGAAGCGAGAUGAUCCGAAAACACGCGACGCGACGUUGUAUCAUGGCGAAACGUGGGAGUUGAUGGGCCGCCGCUGGGGAAAGAUCGAGAAGGAUUUCUGUACCAAAAGCAAGAGCUACGACAUCUCGAAAAUACCGGAUAUCUACGAUUGCAUCAAAUACGACUUGCAACACAACCAGCACACCCUUCAGUUCGAUUUGGCCGAAGAGCUAUACAUUUCAGCCAAAUACUUGGCAGACAUAGUUAUACCGCAGGAGUACGGAUUGACGAUGCACGAAAAGUUAACUAUCGGCCAGGGAAUCUGUACGCCAUUGCUGAAAAAAAUUCGAGCCGAUCUACAGCGCAACAUUGAGGAGGUUGGCGGGAACGAGAGUGUCAAUCGACUGAACCCCCGCUACAGCUAUGGCGUAUCGAGUCCGGGUCGGCACGUGAGAACGAGACUAUAUUUCACGAGCGAAAGUCACGUGCACUCACUGCUAACGGUACUCCGACACGGCGGACUGCUUAAUAUGAACACUGACGAGCAAUGGCGCCGAGCGAUGGAGUACGUAUCGAUGGUGUCGGAACUGAACUAUAUGUCGCAGAUAGUCAUCAUGCUGUACGAAGACCCAAUGAAGGAUCCUAGCUCAGAAGAGCGUUUCCAUGUGGAGCUUCAUUUCAGCCCAGGCGUUAAUUGCUGUGUACAAAAAAAUUUACCACCCGGCCCUGGGUUUCGUCCGCACAGUCGCAACGAUUCUGUCACCUCGAAGAAUGCAAGCGGUGAUGAAGAUUCAACGUCGCGUAUCGACGAAGAGAACGACACGGAGGAAGAGUGUUCGGUUUCAAACAGUGUCUUGCUACAUCAAACUUUAUCGAAGACGAUAUUCUGGGAUGGAACAAAGGCCCAAUCGGAAGUGGGAGGUCAGACCGUCGGUAUGGUGAUGAAGGAACGCCGAACGCGCAAGGUGAAAUCAUCCUCUCCGAUCCCGAUUGGCUCGUGCCACACUGUGUCUGGGCACGAGGCAAUGGAUCUUGCGAAGCGCCUAAGCGAGGAACUUGCAGUGCAGCAGCAACAGCAACAUAAUCAAAACGGCUCAUGCGGAAUGUUUGGUGGGAUAGGCGGGCAACAACAACGUGCCCUCAGUCCGGAUACCGAGCCUCGGGCUCGUUCCUUCGAACAUGAGCAGUCCGCGUCGCACGAUCAUCACCAUCACCAUGUCUGCGCAAAGAGUUCUACCCGCCGUGCGAAAGCAAAAGAGCAUCACUUACAUUGUUGCACGCACGGACACGGAGAACGUUCGGAACUUAACCAUCACACAGUGCGAUUAAACGAGAGCGUACUACAGAAUGCCCAGACACCGGAACCAGAGAAGCCUUGCGCCAUUGCACGAGUUCCUGGACCUACCGGAGAUAGCGAUGUGUUAGGGGCAAAGUGCACAGAAAUCGCCACGUCCCGAGUUGAUAAGAAGCGGCUGGCCGUAUCCAUCUCUCCGAUGAAGGAUGCGAUAGCGCUCCGAGCGAGGGAUGACCUAAUGAGCGUACCCUCUAUGGAAAACGCCACACUUACGGCUGCGGAAAGCAAAGCGAGGCUGUAUGAUCGAGAUAAAACCUUGGACAUCCGAUUAGACCAACGAGCUGCGAGUGAGAGUACGGUAGAAAAAAUACCUUCAGCUAUGCUGUACACCAGACCCCUGGUUUCUUCGUACAGCUGCGACUCGAUCAGUGAGUUUACGCCUCAACCGGACGAGCAGGAUUUCUAUGUAUCCUCGUUUUCCGAAUCCGAAGAAGGCGACGAUAGCAGUGACAGUAACGGUAGCGAAGACUCGCGCUACUACAGCGCACUCGGACAUCACGGAGAGGAGUGUCUCAGUUGCAAGCAUCUUCACUGUCACCACCACCACCACCACCACUAUGACCGCCACCUACUUCGUAAUGGCCACACCGCCCAGUGCUUAUCGUCAGAACUGCCGAUGCGUUUGGCCUAUCGGUACUGUCGCCACGCGCCAAUCUGUCGCUCACUUUCGUACACCUUCUCGAACGAACCGGUGAAGGAUAUCGUAUACCAGAGCCGCCCGAUUACCGGAGGAAACGCGACUCAGACGGGCUUUCCUCGCAUGGGUUUGGUAUCGCCAAUCGUCAGUCGCAGUGUGGAUGAGCUAUUGCAUGACGAUGACGUGCAGUUGGGCAACUGCUGCGCGUGUUGCAGAUGGCCCGCAAGAAGGUUCUCUAUCGACGACCGACAGUUGGUGAGCCGUUCGUCCAGUCCGACGAUGGCGGUGGAGCCACGGCAGUUUGGGCGCACGGAAAAUGCCAAGCAAUUGCUGGGCGGAUCACUGCUGGUGCACUAUCCGAUCGGUGCACGUAUGCGCUACGCAAGUGAUCCAUCGUUGCCACUAGGGCCGGCUUGGGCGGAUGAUGAACCGAGUCGCGCAACCAUACCACCCGAUGGAUCCACUGGGCUCGAUUUGGUUUCGCCACAAGAUGAAGCGAGCGGCGCGGUAGUUUUCAUGUCCCUUACCACUCCGCCGCCGGAUGAUGAUGUGCUGCGGUGCGAUGGCAGCCGAGAGUUUGUGCAUCGUUUUCGUCUGCCGUUCGACUCUGGUGCAACAGCGGAACGACCGGCAGUGUCACCGUUGGCUGCUGCCAGCGAUCACGAUGACGGUUCUCUGAUGGGCACUAACCAGGAAGGAAACGACAAUAUCCCGUCCCACAUUCACUGUUCGGUCCCCCCCCUAAUGGUGCCGCAUGCAACCAACUCUGCUCCUACUUCCGCACCGUUGACCAUAUCGGAUGCGUCCCAUACCCGGGCAAAUCUUGUUGCCAGUAGUCUUGUGCCUAUAACUGUGCCCUGUCGCGCAAGUAGUGUGACGUUGGUUCCUAUCACCUCUAUUAUUACUACUUCUAGUACUACUAAUACUACUACUAGAACUACUCCUAUUUCUAAUACUGGUACUAACCUCACUACCCGUUCUUUCGUUGACCUGUGCGUUGGCGGUGCUACUGUAGCUAACACGGCUAGUACUACUGAUGUUGUUGCUACUUCUACCGGUACCAGUACCGCUAAUACCAUUCACGCCCUCCCACUUAGUUCCCCUGACCCGCUCUGUUUCGCUAACAUUGUCCCAGUCAGUGCGAGUGUGCCGCCACCGCCGCCGCCGCCGCCGCCAGCGGUCCCUGUCGUUAUUAACCGCAAUUCAUUUUUCCGUUGUUCGACCAAACUGUUCGUUAAAUCGUAUACCACAGACGGAGGUGAUUGCCGAAUGGCGACGUCGACGGUUACGACGACGACGGCCGCGUUGGCGGCCGCGGCCCCAGCAGCAGCACCGCUAAGGACGAACGGGAGCGACCCCAGUGUACUGGCACCAUCGUCGAACAGUGGGGGCUUUGGCAUCCGAGCCUCGUGCUGCUGCUCCCAGAGCGCCCACUGUCGCGACGGUGCCACCCCCGUCACCAGUGCUGCUGGCGUUGCUAGCCGCACGCCAGGUGGGGGUACCAAAACGGUAGUACCGCACGGUGGUUCGCCCAACUCGACGUCCUCUAGCCAAAGCUCGUGCGGCGGCUGCUGUUGCUGCUGCGGUUGCGACUGCUGCUAUUGUGCGCCCUCGUUGGCCCUGACCGGCGCCGGGACCGGGACGACUGGGACGACAGCAACGACGGCAAUCCGACGCCAGCGGCACAGCAUUGCUGGCCAGAUGAGCUACUUUAAAAUGUUAGGUACCUUCAGCAAGAAGAUGGCCACUAGCACCAACAGCCUGUUCAGCACCGCCGUGAUCAGCGGCAGCUCGUCCGCCCCGAACCUGCGAGACAUGAUUCCCAGUACCGCGUCACCGUCUGGGUUCGGCGGUGUGCCACCGAUUCGACCGCUAGAGACGCUGCACAACGCCCUGUCGCUACGGCAACUCGAUACUUUCCUGGACCGCAUGACGGUGACAUCGUUGUUCAAAACGCCAGCUUCCUCACCUCCACCGAAGCACCCCGUCUGUCAGCCGAUGGCCGAAUUGCAGCGGAAUACGGCGGCGCCCACAUCAUUGGCGGGUCUGGCACGUAGCAUUGUGCCCGAGCAAACGACGGGCCGUAGUAGCGAACUGCUGGCAGAUAAGCGCAUCGCUACAGCUUCUCUUAGUACACCGAACGACAUGGUGGAGCCAGUGGUUCGUCAGGCCAACGCAGAACUCCCGUCGGCGAAACCGGUGACAGACGACCCCUGCACUUCCGUUCCGGUAGUCUCCAGCUCGACGGCACCGUGCCCGCGUCCAGCAGGAUCGUUGACUGCGGCGGAUGGAACUGCCGUCGGAAAUGGCGCUGCUUCUGGAGCAUCGCAAAGCUGGAGCGAUCAUUCCAGCAUGACGAGUAGCAUUAGCGCCUUAUCGAGCGGAGGGCCUUCGUCACCUAAUUUCUCGGAGUUGCCGAGCACCGAUAUGUCCGCCAGUAUCACGAGUACCAGCAGCAGUCUCGCUGCUGCUGUGGAUGGCAAUAGGAGAGCGGACCAGUUGGGAUGCAUGCUGAACUUGUUCACCCACCCGACCAACAACCGCCACCGGUAUCCUGCCACCGGUGAAUCAAUGGUUGCAAGCGCGUCAGGUGCCGGAUUGAUUUUCCCAAUCGCUCUGAGCAGUUCAAUAGCUGAGACGUAUUCGAAAACCGAAGAUGGCGUGCCGAUUGGUCACGGUGUGAUAGAACGGCGUGGCUCAACGCUCGAUGAUAACGGCGACCUGACACCGAUCAGCAUUUACUCUGACUGGGACAAUACAGCACAGCCCACUAAAUGUUCGACUAGCACGGCCAACGAACUGCAGGCCGCUAUGGAAGAGGAUGACGACGAUGCAACGAUCUCGAUCGACACCUGCCUUAGUACAAGGACAACCAGCGAACAGCAGGCCACACUCGCCAGGGAGUGGCCCCCUACAGUGGCCACGCGCGGGGUGCACCAGUUUCCGCAAACGGCAGAGAAAACUGCUAAUCUCGCGUUUUCCACCAACUCAGUUAGACCGCCAGGAGUUCCAGCGCGAAGGACAAUGUCAGUGGGAAUUUCAGCCGAAUUCGCUAAAAUCGAGGACAACGCAGGUGGGCCGAUCCGGGGAAGCCGAAUACAGCGCCAGAUCAGUUUAUAUGAGAGAGACAGCCGUACCGAGGCGAACAAUUCGACACAAGAGAGAGAGCCCCCAGUAAGGUGCCCCGGAAGCAAACCGAUAUUACAACUCCAUAUGUCCCUCGACGAGCAAAGAAAGGAUCUGUCCAGCCUAUCGGGCGGCGGGAGCGACCAGCAGAAGUGUUUAAGGACGCGUCAGCUACAUUCCCGAGACGAGUCCGGGGAGGCUCUAACGUUAACCAGCAACGCUACCCAUGCACCGGUUAACCCCGGCGCCCUCCUUAUCCGCGAGGGCUUCAUCGAUCCACCCAGGCUAACACGCGUAACAAAAAGCUUCCACGGUAAGACGGACCAUCAAACGGAACAACACCAGCAAAAGCAUCGGGAGCACGGCAGGCGAACAGCGUCAAUCGAGGACGGGUCGCGGUGGAGCCACAUGGACGACAGUGGGGCUUCGGGUAAUGUCGGAUGCGGUGACAAUACUCUCUUGGGUCGGUACAUUACAAACUGCAACCGUCAGCAAAGUGUUGGAAGCGCAGGUAGUAGCGGUGGAGGGCUCUAUCAGGGUCGCUUCACGAUGCUGAUCGUCCAGGAACCACCGCCGGAAAAGGCGCUUACCAAUACCGGCGUGCCACUUGCUAGAGAAUCCUUUUCACGUGACGAUGGUGACACUUCAAAGAAGUAAAUGUUAUCGAUUUGAUCGAAGUAUUGUUGAAAAAUUGUAUAACAAUUAGUUGAAAUGACAAAACCUCACGAAAACUGUUUUGACCAGUGGAUGAUUCCCAUGGAAUACUUGAGGGAAUUGUGAAAAUGGAUAAGAA
Messenger RNA from Anopheles cruzii, 8146 nucleotides. RefSeq names its product inositol hexakisphosphate and diphosphoinositol-pentakisphosphate kinase. Bases 142 to 8010 code for a protein of 2622 amino acids. Gene Ontology annotation, biological process: inositol phosphate biosynthetic process; inositol metabolic process. Gene Ontology annotation, cellular component: cytosol. Lineage: Eukaryota; Metazoa; Arthropoda; Insecta; Diptera; Culicidae. The transcript is spliced from 15 exons. The record is from RefSeq and is a predicted model, not a curated record. Gene Ontology annotation, molecular function: 5-diphosphoinositol pentakisphosphate 1-kinase activity; diphosphoinositol pentakisphosphate kinase activity; inositol hexakisphosphate kinase activity.